Suncus etruscus (white-toothed pygmy shrew) is the source of this 1017-nucleotide messenger RNA. Its product is annotated as casein kinase I-like. The record is from RefSeq and is a predicted model, not a curated record. Gene Ontology annotation, molecular function: protein serine/threonine kinase activity; ATP binding. Gene Ontology annotation, cellular component: nucleus; cytoplasm. The transcript has a single exon. NCBI's taxonomy places the organism in Eukaryota, Metazoa, Chordata, Mammalia, Eulipotyphla, Soricidae. Gene Ontology annotation, biological process: peptidyl-serine phosphorylation; negative regulation of canonical Wnt signaling pathway; signal transduction. The coding region runs from base 1 to 1017 and encodes 338 amino acids.
AUGGCGAGCAGCAGUGAUCCCAAGGCCGAGUUCAUUGUUGGGGGCAAAUAUAAACUGGUCCGGAAGAUCGGCUCCGGUUCCUUUGGGGACAUUUACCUGGCCAUCAACAUCACCAACUCCGAGGAGGUGGCCGUGAAGCUCGAGUCUCAGAAGGCCAGGCACCCCCAGUUGCUGUACGAGAGCAAACUCUAUAAGAUCCUUCAAGGUGGGGUUGGCAUCCCCCACAUACGCUGGUAUGGUCAGGAGAAAGACUACAACGUGCUCGUCAUGGAUCUUCUCGGGCCCAGCCUCGAAGACCUCUUUAAUUUCUGUUCCAGAAGGUUCACCAUGAAAACGGUACUGAUGUUAGCUGACCAGAUGAUCAGUAGGAUCGAGUAUAUGCAUACGAAGAAUUUUAUUCACAGAGACAUUAAACCAGAUAACUUUCUCAUGGGUAUUGGGCAUCACUGUAAUAAGUUAUUCCUUAUUGAUUUUGGCUUGGCCAAGAAGUACAGAGACAACAGGACAAGGCAACACAUACCCUACCGAGAAGAUAAAAAUCUCACUGGGACUGCCCGCUAUGCUAGCAUCAAUGCCCAUCUCGGUAUUGAACAAAGUCGCCGAGAUGACAUGGAAUCACUAGGAUAUGUGCUGAUGUAUUUUAAUAGAACCAGUCUGCCCUGGCAAGGACUGAAGGCUGCGACAAAGAAACAAAAAUAUGAGAAGAUUAGUGAGAAGAAGAUGUCCACACCUGUGGAAGUUUUAUGUAAGGGAUUUCCUGCAGAAUUUUCCAUGUACUUAAACUAUUGCCGUGGGCUUCGCUUUGAAGAGUCCCCAGAUUACACGUAUCUGAGGCAGCUAUUUCGCAUUCUUUUUAGGACUCUGAACCACCAAUAUGACUACACAUUUGAUUGGACAAUGUUAAAACAAAAAACAGCCCAGCAGGCAGCCACUUCAAAUGUCCAGAGUCAGCAACCCCAAUCCCCCACAGGCAAGCAAACCGAUAAAUCCAAGAACACCAAAGGUUUCCAAGCAUGA